This is a messenger RNA of Nyctereutes procyonoides (raccoon dog), 990 nucleotides long. Its product is annotated as olfactory receptor 5T1-like. Gene Ontology annotation, biological process: sensory perception of smell; G protein-coupled receptor signaling pathway. Gene Ontology annotation, molecular function: olfactory receptor activity; odorant binding; G protein-coupled receptor activity. Gene Ontology annotation, cellular component: membrane. Lineage: Eukaryota; Metazoa; Chordata; Mammalia; Carnivora; Canidae. The record is from RefSeq and is a predicted model, not a curated record.
AUGCCAGGGUUUCCAUCAGAUUUAAAUUUAUAUAGGACUCAGAUGAAAAAUGUGACUGAGGCAACCAUGUUUAUUUUGAUGGGCUUCACAGAUGAUUUUGAGAUGCAGGUCUUCCUAUUUUUACUAUUUCUAGCAAUCUAUCUUUUUACUCUGAUAGGAAACUUGGGACUGGUUAUAUUGGUCAUGGGGGAAUCUCGGCUCCACAACCCCAUGUAUUAUUUGAGCGUUUUAUCAUUCCUGGAUGCCUGCUAUUCUUCAGUUGUCACCCCAAAAAUGUUGGUCAAUUUCCUAGCAGAGGAUAAACCCAUUUCCUAUCUCGGAUGUGCAGCACAGAUGCUUCUCUUCGUUACUUUUGGAACCACAGAAUGCUUUCUCUUGGCUGCCAUGGCUUAUGACCGCUAUGUAGCAAUCUACAACCCUCUCCUGUAUUCCGUGAGCAUGUCACCCAGGGUCUAUGUGCCACUCAUCGUUGCUUCCUAUGUUGGUGGCAUUUUGCAUGCUUCUGUACACACAGUGGCCACGUUCAGCCUAUCCUUCUGUGCAUCCAAUGAAAUUAGACAUGUCUUUUGUGACAUCCCUCCACUACUUGCCAUUUCGUGUUCUGACACCCACACAAACCAGCUGCUGCUCUUCUACUUCGUGGGCUCUAUUGAGAUAGUCACUAUCCUCAUUGUUCUGAUCUCUUAUGGUUUCAUUCUCUUGGCCAUUCUGAACAUCCAUUCUGCCGAGGGGAGGUGGAAAGUCUUUUCUACAUGUGGUUCUCACCUAACUGGAGUGUCAAUUUAUCAUGGAACCAUCCUUUUCAUGUAUGUCAGACCAAGUUCCAGCUAUGCCCUGGACCAUGAUAUGAUAGUGUCAAUAUUUUACACGAUUGUGAUUCCCAUGCUGAAUCCCAUCAUCUACAGUUUAAGGAACAAAGAUGUAAAAGCGGCAAUGAAGAAAUUGUUUGGUAAAAAUUGGUGUAUCAAUAAAGUACACUUUUCACAUUGA